Trichomycterus rosablanca is the source of this 1052-nucleotide messenger RNA. RefSeq names its product COPI coat complex subunit epsilon (gene cope). Gene Ontology annotation, molecular function: protein binding; structural molecule activity. The coding region runs from base 40 to 942 and encodes 300 amino acids. Lineage: Eukaryota; Metazoa; Chordata; Actinopteri; Siluriformes; Trichomycteridae. The transcript has 10 exons. Gene Ontology annotation, cellular component: COPI vesicle coat. Gene Ontology annotation, biological process: intra-Golgi vesicle-mediated transport; retrograde vesicle-mediated transport, Golgi to endoplasmic reticulum; endoplasmic reticulum to Golgi vesicle-mediated transport. The record is from RefSeq and is a predicted model, not a curated record.
AGGAAAAAAAACAUAAUCAAACACCAGCCAGUGAUCAACAUGACGUCUCAGCAGGGAGAAGUGGACGAGCUGUUCGAUGUUAAAAAUGCAUUUUAUAUCGGGAGUUAUCAGCAUUGUAUUAACGAAGCUCAGAAAGUGAAGACGUCUGGACCAGAGAAGGAGCUGGAGAAGGACAUUUUCCUGUACAGGGCGUUCAUUGCACAGAGGAAAUAUGGAGUGGUGUUGGAGGACAUAAAGCAGAGUUCCUCAGAGGAGCUGAAGGCCGUCCGGAUGUUUGCGGAAUACAUGUCCAGUGAGGCCAAAUGUGAUGCAAUCGUGGCUGAGCUGGAUAAGAAGAUGAGCAAGAACGUGGACGUUUCUAACACUACCUUCCUACUGAUGGCCGCCUCCAUCUACCUGCACGAGGGCAACACGGAUGCCGCGCUGCGCACUCUGCAUCAGGGCGAAAGCCUUGAGUGCAUGGCAAUGAGCAUCCAGAUCCUUCUCAAGCUGGACAGAGUGGACGUGGCAAGGAAAGAGCUGAAGAAGAUGCAGGAGCAGGACGAAGAUGCCACGCUUACACAGCUGGCCACGGCCUGGGUGAACCUCGCUGUUGGAGGGGAGAAGUUACAGGACGCCUUCUACAUCUUCCAGGAGAUGUCCGACAAAUACUCACCUACCCUGAUCCUGCUGAACGGUCAGGCCGCGUGUCACAUGGCCCAGUGCAAAUGGGACGAGGGCGAGUCGGUCCUGCAGGACGCCCUGGACAAAGACAGCAGCAACCCUGAAACACUCAUCAACCUGAUCGUGUUGACACAGCACCUGGGAAAGGCACCUGAGGUUACGAAUCGCUAUUUGUCUCAAUUAAAGGACGCCCAUAAAUCUCAUCCGUUCGUAAAGGACUAUCUCGCCAAGGAAAAUGAAUUUGACAGACUGGUGAAGCAGUACGCUCCCAGUGCCUGAGCUGGAUCAACCAUGAUCAGCGUUUGUCCUUUUUGUCUUCUGCAGUCUGUUCUGAGUUAUUUCUAUACGCAUUCCUGUAUUCUGAUUUAAUAAAUGACUUUAUCAUGUGA